CAACUUGUUGUCUUUCCUCUCUUUGAACGAAAACAGCGCAUCGCAUUCACAUUUAAGCUUCUGCUCUGAUUCCGACCAAAGAGUGGAGUGUGCAAAGCAAGGAUCUCAACCGUUCCCUAUCUUCUGAAUCUACCACCGUUGACUUUGCUCAGGUAUUGAACGGCCAGGAUGAACGAGAAAGAUCUUACAGCCGAGAACCGUGGACCUCCGAAAAAGCAUGUGUGGCUCUUUCAUAGCAUGGCGGCGACACCUUGGCCUUAUAUGGUUUUCUUGCCUACUGUCUUUAUAUUCUUGAUUGCUUUUGGAUGGACUCGAGAAGAUAUCAUUGAAGACGAAGUCGCAUCGAUCUGGAUUCCCACGAAAGGUUCCUACGCCAAGGACUUGGAUUAUGGCGCUCAGCUCGGCAGAGAUGAUCUCGCGAUUUCGUCGUUCGCCGCCAUGGCCAUUGCCCGCGACGGCAAGAAUCUCUUUACGGAAUCUCGUUUAGAAGAGAUUCGUGCCCGCAUGGAAGCAGCGGAAGGCACGACGGUCACCCACAACGGUGUCACUUACACGUGGCAAGAUAUGUGCGCGUUGAAUUCCUUUCCUUACGAAUUCCCGUGUGCCAGAUUGUCACCCAUGGAUCUUUUUCAAGAAGCACGCUGGUUUUUUGAUGAGACAUCCAAGAUCACGUGGUACAACGAGGUUCUGCAAAAUCUGCUCGUCAAGCCCCGCAUUCCUCGAUUCGGGGUCAUGACAGAGAGCUGCGCCAGCCCAGCAUCGGAUGUAUGCGACUUCAUUGUGGCGUUGCGUACGAAUCCAACGCUAGUCGGUCAACCGGCUGAAACGGCUAACCCUCUCUUGCUCUUUUCCGAUAUCGGCAAUAUGGAAAUGAGCGAUCCCUGUCGCAUUUGUAUCGAAGAGAAUUACCAAAGUCAGAUUGAGCAGUUGUUCAGUCUCGCCAAGCCUGUCUUCCAAGUCCUCAGCGCUGAACUGCAGCGAGCUCUGCAAGUCGGCUUUGCCAACGAUACGGAAGGGUCUGCGCAAGUUGGAGCUAUGCUAUCCAAAACCGCACAAUUGGCACAAAGUAUUACUAUUGAAGAUGUCAAGGAUUUCUACCAAUACUUCGUGACACGAGGCGUAUAUGCGUCGUUAGGAGCCCCGGCUUACAUCGCAGGAUACCAGCAGCUCCUGCCCUUGAUCGAGUUGUGUAAUCCAGCAUUCGGCCUGACUUGCCCCUCCACUUCUGUCCCAAAUACGACCGAAGCGGAAGCGGCUCUGCUUGCCCAUGCUGACAAUUCGUUUAGCCCGGUGUCAACUGCUGGUGCUCCGUUCCCGUUCUGGUCAGAGAGCAAUGGUACUGGUAAUCUCUUUGCUGGCUCUAAUCCUGUGUCAGGUUCUGGAGUGGAUAUGAGCGGGGAAAUGCUAUCUAUUGUUGGAUACCUAGAUCUUUUGAAUUUUGGUCAAGACGAUUGGAACCCCCUGUAUUCUAAUGGAUACUUGGACCCUGUAACUCCGGAUCCUACUUGGUCUGCUUUGGUGGAGCGCAAUCCACUCUUUAAUUGGUUCAUGGCGAGCGUUACCGAAGCCGAUCCCGGCUUGGUUUGUGGCAAUGAUGUGUUGACUGGGACCGACACACCAAGUCCUGAAUUCAACGCUGCUACUGCUGGUGCUAUGGCGCAAGCAACCUCGAGAUGGUGCACCCAGUAUGAUCUACCCACCGCUGAAGAGCCUGAAGGGACAUUUACCAAGCAGCACUUUGCACGUAUGUGGUACGAUUUGCUUAUUGCAUCAGAUAGCUUUCUUGGUGUUACGGAGGGAGAGGAUGAUCCCUACACGUGGACGACAGGCCAAGGGUGCGGUUACAAUCUUGGUGGCGAGCGUGAUCCUUACACCGGCCGGGACGAACAAAGUAUUCUUUUCAACGCAUCUCGUGAGCUCUACUUUAUCGACGAGGGCGAAACUAUUGGCGUAGUGUCGCGGAACUUGCUUUUUGGAGAUGUGACCCCACGGGUGGGGGACUAUUCGUUUGAGAACCCAUUGCAAGAAGUUGGUUUGGUCCAGUCUUUAUACGCGUCACUGCGCCCACCGGGCAUUGUUGAGAGAGUGAGGAACUGCAACCGUCCGGGUGGAGCCGUUGAUAUCUCAGUGGAAGACGCUGAGGAUAUUCUCAAGCUUUACAAGGAAGAAAUGGAAAACAUUUGGUCCCGAGGCUGGGAUGAUGACAACGCGGGGGAGGUUCAGUUCGUUGGGUUUUUUGAUGACAAUGGUGUAAUUGGAACCACCGGACGCAUGCUACAGCAAAUCACCUUGGAUAAUACGACCUUGACGACAAUCUCGAUUUUGCUAAUUGCCCUUUUCUCGGUGCUUUUCCUGUUCAGCCUUGAUUGGGUUGAGUCUCGAGUUUUAAUUACCCUGGUCGGUGUAGCACUUGUUGUGCUCUCUUUUUUCGCUGCCCUGGGUUUUGCAAUUCUCAUUGGAGUCAAGAUUUCUGUCACAAUUGCAUGGACUUUACCUUUUGUGAUCCUCGGACUUGGAGUGGACGAUAUGUAUAUUGUACUUUUGUCGAUUAAAAAGCAAGGUGGAUACCGGGAACACCAUUAUCUCAAGGCUAUGAAAGAGGUCAUUGUUCCAGUCACGAUGACAUCGUUGGUCAAUGCAUGCAUGUUCGCUAUGAUGAAUAUAAGCGAUAUUCCCGCUGUGUAUCUUUCAGCCCAAUGUGCACUUUAUUCUGUGAUCCUGCUUUAUCUUGCGAUCAUCACGUGCUUCCCAGCAUACUGCUACCUUGACAUGAAACGUCAGGCUGCCGGACGUAAAGACGUCUUUUUCUGCCUAAAGCAAGAGAACGCCCCGAGUGAGGGGAAAGCUGAGGAUUUCCGUAACACGUUUCUUUAUGAUAAGUUUUACAAACCGCUUGUUUUGGGCUCUGCUCGCACUCGCAUGUUCACGCACACAUUGAUCAUGCUCGGUACAGUGGCCCUUUUCGGUGUCGGUAUUUAUGGUAUUACAGAGAGAGAGGUUGGACUUGGUCUGGAAGAUUUCUUCCCGAGCUCGAACCAGGCGAACACGUGGGCGACGACUCGGACGGAAGCUCUUGCGUCCUGGUCUAUGGGAAUGAAUUGGGGAAAUAUCGAGUACACAGAUCCGGACACUCAAAUGAAAAUGAUUAAGCAAUUUGAAAGUGUAGUUGAAACUCCUCACGUAGCUGAAGUCGAUACCAAGCAGCUUUGGAUGGCCAAUUUCCUAAUCUGGAACAGUCGCAUGUGUUUGGAUAAUUUUGAUAGGUCAGAAUUUGCCGAGCUUGAAUGCGGACGUGAUCAGUUCCAUAAUGAGACGCAAUCGUCCUGCGAGGCCACUUGGGUGCCAAACCAGUUUGGACUUCGCCAGAAGAUUAUUGUCAACCCUACCGAUGAAAUGUGCUACCCAAACGAAGGCGGAAUUUGUCGCUCAGGAUCUAGCAUGCAUCCUGCCGAUCUAGAGGACAUGGGAAUUCUCGACCCAGAUUCCGUACGGGACGAAGUGUACUGUCCUGUUGUCAGUGAUUGGACCGAUGAGAAAUGGCAGUUCUGCUUAACGCAAUGGCGUGCCAAGACAGGAUUCUCUGGUGGUCGCUUUCUAUUGGAUGAUCCACAAGGUUCGGAGACCGAUUGCACUGGGGUAUACGAAAAGGAUGAAGCGCUGACAUGGCCGAUUCCUUUCAGUUCUGGUCCAACGAUGUAUUCGUUUGACAUGUUUUCUCACGAAGAAACGCUCGUGAUGAUGGACGAGACUCGAACUUUUUGCGAUGACGAUCCUGAUUUGCAGUGCUGGUUGACAGGCAUUGCCUUCGACUACUGGACACAGAUUUCUUCUUUUUUUUGGUACGAUGGAAUUUUCACUGUUUUGGUGGAACUCGGAGGCUACUCUACACUGGUCGGUUUCUUCAUCUCUUUUGUAUUCCUUUUCACAAAGCUGAGCAUCGAAGGUCUCUACUCACGCCGAAAAAUUUUCUUUGGAAGUUUGAUUGGUGCAGGCUUGAUAGCGAUGACGAUUAUCUUGACGUUGAUAUCUGUCGUCGGAUUGAGCGUUCUGGCAGGUGUCAGUUUGACCGGGUUUUCCAACAUGUCAUUUGUUUUGAGCGUCGGCUUCGCAGUCGAGUACUCUGUACAUAUCAUCGCUCGUUGGCUUCGGGCCAACUCAUCGUAUAGUACGAGUCUCAGCCGCGUCCAGUUCACGAUGUCUUUCUUGAUGUUGCCUACUUUUAUGUCAUUUGUCUCGUCAACGAUUGGCGUCGUUUGUCUGGCUUUUACAGAGUUCAACUUCAACCAAACAUUCUUUUUCAAGCCUUUGAUCAUUGUCAUGUUCACAUCGUAUUUCUUUGGAUGUUGGUGGCUUCCCGCGUUUUUGACGUACCUGGACUUUGAUAUUGUCAAGAUGGGUAAGAGUGCUGGAAUCGAAUCAGAGUACUUAUCGACUUCGACUUCGCCAGCCUUGCGUGCUGCUGGCAAAGAGCUUGAUGAUGAUGACGAAGGGGAAUCUACUCCGGUUGAUGAGGAGCCGCGGAAAGAGCACGAAGCAUCCUCGGAGGAAGAUCCCUGAGAAUCCAACCGAGGAGCCUAACUUGAAAAACGUGGCAGCCUCGAAGGAAGUCAAACUUCUUAGGUCUCAGAGUGACGUUCCAUAUUGUGUCGUAAUGACUAGUAAGACCAAGUUUAUUGUUUUGGUAUGUUU
Messenger RNA from Phaeodactylum tricornutum CCAP 1055/1, 4689 nucleotides. RefSeq lists its product with no specific name. NCBI's taxonomy places the organism in Eukaryota, Bacillariophyta, Bacillariophyceae, Surirellales, Neidiaceae. Bases 169 to 4557 code for a protein of 1462 amino acids. The record is from RefSeq and is a predicted model, not a curated record. Gene Ontology annotation, cellular component: membrane. The transcript has 6 exons.